Molecule: messenger RNA, 3088 nt
Organism: Nerophis lumbriciformis (worm pipefish)
Lineage: Eukaryota; Metazoa; Chordata; Actinopteri; Syngnathiformes; Syngnathidae
Product: CTD small phosphatase-like protein
Molecular function (GO): RNA polymerase II CTD heptapeptide repeat phosphatase activity
Source: RefSeq, a predicted model, not a curated record
GCCCCCGCUAAACACAUAACGCGUCCAUGUUUCACGGGGGAAUGUCGGGCCAGCUCGUCGCCCACAAGUGUUAGCGCGGCCGACGUCCACGUCGUCCACCUCCAUGUUCUGGGCGAGAGUACCCCCUUCGACGGGCUUCCGAGGAGCGUUUCUCCGGCCGCACAUUAGUCACGUACGCUCGGUUAGCUUCGACGGCUAACCCCGCUAGUUGUCAACUUCAACAUCGUUCGUUUUUUUUUUCUCUUUUUACACAAAAAAGAAGUGUUUGCAAUUUUUGCACGGAGCUCUAAAUGACCGUCGGUAUCCGGCUGGCUCCCCCCCGCUGCCACAACGCUUCGCCCCGGACUGUCUGCUCUUUGUGGGCUACCUGAUCCCCCUCGUCCGAAGCAGCUAGCUCGCCGCAGCUAGCCUAAAAAAAAAAGCAAAAACACCGCUGGAGUCCAAAAAGGGGGAAGAAAUGGACCACAUGUCUAUAAUAACGCAGGUUUCCAACCCCAAGGAGGAGGAAAUUAUAUCCUUCAACCAGGAAAAAGCGUCGCAGUCCAACAGCAGCCUAAAGAAGCAGAGGAGCCGGAGCAUCUUCAGCACAUUCUUCUGCUGCUUCCGCAACUACAAUGUGGAGCCCCCAGCCACUAACAGCAGCACCGCGCCCUUGCCUCCACCUGUGGAGGAGAACGGCUCACCCCCCAAGUGUGACCAGGUCGAAGUCCUCCCUGUCCCUAGUCCACCAGCCAAGUACCUUCUGCCGGAGAUGAAAAUAUCGGACUACGGUAAAAAGUGCGUCGUGAUCGACUUGGACGAGACACUCGUGCACAGCUCAUUCAAGCCAAUCAGCAAUGCAGACUUUAUUGUUCCAGUGGAGAUUGACGGCACAGUUCAUCAGGUGUAUGUUCUAAAACGACCCCACGUGGAUGAGUUCCUUCAAAAGAUGGGCGAGCUGUUCGAGUGUGUGCUCUUCACCGCCAGUCUUGCAAAGUACGCAGACCCCGUGGCAGACCUGCUGGACCAGUGGGGCGUGUUCCGAGCGCGACUCUUCCGAGAGUCCUGCGUGUUCCACAGAGGGAACUACGUGAAGGACUUGAGCCGGCUGGGGCGAGAGCUCAGCAACGUCAUCAUUGUCGACAACUCGCCCGCCUCCUACAUUUUUCACCCGGAAAAUGCCGUCCCGGUCCAGUCCUGGUUCGACGACAUAAACGACAACGAGCUCCUGGACCUGCUGCCGUUCUUCGAAGGUCUCAGCAAAGAGGAGGAGGUCUACGGAGUCCUGCAGAAUCUGAGGAGCAGGUAGCAGGACUCGCCCGAGGCUCCGCCCACCCUCUCGCUCUACCCAGGACAGGUGUGUCAGACUGAGGCCCGGAGGACCAAGGUCCUGAGAGGUACGUGUUGACCAACACACCUGCAGUGACACUAAGAGGAAAAAACUCUGGUCUUUAUUUUCAAAAGUUUUACUAUUCGGUGAAGCGCUUCAAACCAAAAAAAAACAACAAAAAAAGGAACUUUUUUUUUAGUCCCAAGAAGAUGAGAGUUGCUAUGCAGGAAGUUUGUGGCGCUGGAAGGACUUUUUCUUACCGAGUGAAGUGCCUUGUGUGCGUCUUGUUUCUAUGGGGACGUCUUUUUCAGGCGGACACAGAAGAACCUUCUUUCUUUUUCUUUUUAAUCCUCAAACGUCUCCUCGGUGUUUUGUUUCCUGCUGUGACAUCAUUUCCUGCUUCCUUCCUACCAAACACCUCCUUGUGCCAUUUGGAUUCUGUUAGUUGCCAAACAGCGUUCUCCACUUUCUUGCUUUUGCAACGUCAGCAUUUUUUUUUUUUUUUGGUGGAGCGAAACCUGCACGUUUUUUUUUUUGCAAAAGAGUGCCAUGUUUUGUCUUUUUUUUGCUCAUGACUUCUUCUUCCUGUUGUGUGUGUGUGAUGUUUACCUCCCCCUGGAACUGCUGGUCACCUUUAGUGCCUGUUUGAAAGGAGCCAAUUGUUGCCAUGGCAAUAAGAUUCUUCUUCUUCUUUGGUUACAUGUGUGCGUGUGCGUGUGCGUGUGUGUGUGUGCGUGGAGCACUUUGCAAAAUGUUCCGUUCAAAAGUUUAGUACCGGCUGCAGAACCUGCCUUACCUUGUAGACCCAAGGCAGGGUUUGACCCAUGUGGACUACGGUGGUACCUCGGUUUCUCAAAAAGGGCAAAAAUCUUCAGAAAUAUUUGUCAUUUUUUAGUCCACUUUUAGGUGAACUAAAAAACAUUCUAGUUUUUUUAAACACACAAAAGUAUGUGGAAUAGCGUAAAUUCCGGACUAUAAGCCGCUACUUUUUCCCUCCACUUUGAUGAUAAUAAAGCAGCUCAUUUAUGAUGCUUAUAGCUUUAUAUAUAUUAAAAAAAAUAAAAAAAACACUGAAAAGUUAUUAAAGUUAAAGUAGCAAUGAUUGUCAAACUCACACUAGAUGUGGUGAAAUUAUCCUCUGUAUUUGACCCACCCCUGGGAGGUGAGGGGAGCAGUGAGCAGCAGCAGUGGCCACGCCCGGGAAUAAUUUUUGAUGAUUUAAGCCCCAAUUCCAACCCUUGAUGCUGAGUUUGUGCUAUGGCGCUAUCUUUUCGUUGAGUUGGCUAAAUACGCUUGCAUUUAGAGCUUUCAACCGGAAGUAGAAGCGCCGUUCCAGCCUCGUAGCCGUCCAUAGCGGAUCUACUCGUACAGAUUCUUCGUUCAUUACGCCGAGUAACAUUUGUACGUUUUACAAUAUAACUAAAACUAUUCAUACUCACUAAACCGUCCCGUUUCAUGCAUAUUUGUACGUGCUAUUGUAAUGUAAUCACGCUGGCAUUGUUGGCACAGUACUUAUACUAACUCAUGUUGGUGAGUAACAUGACAUAAAAUACUUAUAAAAGUACUUAUGCUAAUAUUUGUGUAGUGGAGGAACUCAUGUUGGUGAGUAACAUGACAUAAAAUAUUUAUAAAAGUACUUAUACUAAUAUUUGUGUAGUGAAGGAACUCAUGUUGGUGAGUAACCUGACAUAAAAUAUUUAUAAAAGUACUUAUAUUAAUAUUUGUGUAGUGAAGGAACUCAUGUUGGUGAGUAACAUGACAUCAAAUAUUUAUAAAAGU